AUGGGACUAUUCAGCGCGCCCUUAGCACGACGCCAAGUUGCAGUUGCAUUGAGCGGGGGUGUUGAUUCUUCGGUGGCAGCUCAUCUGCUUACUAAAAUGAACAUGGACGUCCUUGGAAUACACAUGUCAAACUGGGACUAUCAUGGCGACGAUGAUGGCUCUCGAGACACAAAGUGUUGGGAAGGCGACUGGAAGGAUGCACAAGCAGUUGCAAGGCAUCUGGAUAUUCCAAUUUUUCACACAUCAUUUGAGCAGGAUUAUUGGAACAGCGUGUUUGAGCCCUAUAUUACAAAUUUGUCUCAAUCAAUCACGCCGAAUCCAGACGUCGAUUGCAAUCGAUACAUUAAAUUUGGGGUACUGAAGGAAUAUCUGCGAAAGAGAUUCGACAUUGAUACAUUGGCGACGGGGCAUUAUGCAAGACUGUAUGAUGGGUCUGAUGAUAGAACGCAAGUCCCUCUUUGUCUAGAAGAAUUCCUUGAUUCCAAUCCCGCAUCGGCAGAUUUUUUGGAUAUGGAACAGCCCAUCCUGAUGGCAGCGAGAGAUGUACGCAAAGAUCAGUCUUAUUUCCUCUGUGGAGUGUCUGCGAAUGCAUUGCGUGGUGUCAUGUUCCCCCUCGGAGAUCUGAACAAGGGAUCUACCAAAGACCCAUCGCAAGGAGAUAUGCAUUCAGAGUCUGUCAGAGAUAUAGCACAAUCUGCCAGAUUGCCAACUGCGUCAAAACGAGAAUCGAUGGGCAUUUGCUUUAUUGGAAAGAGGCGCCAUGCAGAGUUUGUUAACGAGUACAUCGAGCCCAAGAGUGGGCAGGAGAUGAAAGCCACGUGCAUCAAUGUUGACGAUGGUUCGGUGAUAUCAUCCUUCUAUCCGAGUGAAACACCUUCACUAGCAUAUGCCACAAUUGGACAGGGGGCAAAGAUAUCCGGGGCUGCGCAAAAGUGGUUUGUGGUCGACAAACCAGAUGCAAAAACUGUACUUGUUUGUCCAGGAACUCACCAUCCGGCUCUGUAUAGCGACUCAUUUAUAGUGGAGGGCGUAAAUUGGAUUCAAGGAAUCCCACCAAAGCUUCCGCUCAAGGCACAGUGUCGCAUAAGGCACCUACAGCCACUAAACGAGUGCGAGGUGAGGGCAACAAAGGAUGGUCGAGGGGUUGAAGUCGUCUUGGAGAAACCAUUCCGUGGUAUUGCUACUGGUCAAGUCUGUGGUAUUUACCUUAAGGGUCUGGUAUGCUUGGGUGGUGGAGCAAUCACAACUAGAGGAGCAACAUACCACGCUUUGAACAAGGAGCUGCCAGCCUCGCUGCAUCCUGCAGGAAAUAAUGACCUAUCAACAGCAAAGCGAAAAUAG
Cylindrotheca closterium is the source of this 1341-nucleotide messenger RNA. NCBI's taxonomy places the organism in Eukaryota, Bacillariophyta, Bacillariophyceae, Bacillariales, Bacillariaceae. The record is from the annotation of a GenBank genome assembly.